Messenger RNA from Eucalyptus grandis, 753 nucleotides. Its product is annotated as FAS1 domain-containing protein SELMODRAFT_448915. The record is from RefSeq and is a predicted model, not a curated record. NCBI's taxonomy places the organism in Eukaryota, Viridiplantae, Streptophyta, Magnoliopsida, Myrtales, Myrtaceae. The transcript has a single exon. Bases 1 to 753 code for a protein of 250 amino acids.
AUGGCGACCUUCAGAGCCUUGUUUAUCCUUCUUGUGGCACUCAACAGUCAUUCACCAGCCACCGCCCAAUCCAACUCACCAAGAAACCCGCACCUCCUCACCGCAAUUGAAGAGAUGAAACAAGCCGAUUAUUUCUCCUUCGUCAUGCUCAUAAACAUGUCCCCUCCCGUCCUAUUCGAAGGUAACCUCACCUUCUUUAUGCCCGACGACGGGAUGCUGUCAAGGAUCGUUCUACCCACAAAUGAUGUCUCCCAUUUCGUGCUUCGUCAUUCUAUACCCAAGCCUUUGCUCUUCGACUACCUCGAACACAUACCGACCGGUUCUCUCAUUCCAACGUCAGCUCCAGGGUACCUGGUCAGAAUCGACAACAAAGGAUGCAGGAGCUACUUUCUCGACGAUGUUAGAAUCACUAAACCGAAUGUGUGCGUGGCGGGGUCUUCAAUUAGGUGCCAUGGCAUUGACGGGGUGUUGCUGCCGGUGACGAACGUCACCGAAUCUCCAUCACCUCCUUGCCCUGGUAACACUGCUGCCGUCACAGCAAUGCCAACGCCACCUCCACCUCCUCCUCCAGCGAGUGAUGUGAUUCAGUCGCUGAGUUCAGCUUCGCCUGCACCAGCCACGGCAGCAAGUCCAUUCUCUCCCCGGGAGAAAUCAGCUUCUUCGCGCCGGCUUGGUGCCAAAGGACUAGUAAAUUCUCUAUUGAGUGGGAUUAUUAUCUCAGCCAUGAUGGAGUCCCGGAGGAAUGUGUUGUAA